CCUGGUUCGGGGAGUGUGAGUAAAUUUGGGACCUGCGCGGGCGGCGCUUCGGCCUGGGUUCACGGAAGUUGGUGGUGAGGCUGAUGCUACUGCAGAUGCAGGGACUGUGUCUUACGCGCGUGCGUGACUGGUGCUUGGUCAGGUGGUGCCCUGAGGAUGCCCUGAGGCUGCCCAGGACCUCAACCCCCGGGCCUGGAGGAGAGCAUGGAAGAACAGGAUGAGAAGCCCCCAGAACCCCUGAAGGUCUGCGCACAGGAGUCUCUUCUUCCUCAGGAAGUAAUCAUCAAGGUCGAGAGAGAAGAUGCUGGGUCCUUGGCUCCCCCAGCCCAGGAAGGAGUGAACUUAAAAAUUGUGACUGUGGACUUCACUCAAGAGGAAGAGUGCAUUUUGAACUCUGCUCAGAGGACUGUGGACAGAGAUGUGAUCCUGGAUAACGACAGGGACCUGGUCUCUUGGGACUUGGCAACUGUGCUUGGAAAAAGAGACUACACAUCAAAGCAGAGCAUUUUUGAUAACAAACCAUCCCAUGAAGUGAAGAUGGAAAAGUUAACAAGAGAUGAUCCAUGGUUGUCUUCAUGUGAAGAAAUUUGGGAUUGUAAGGACCAUUUGGGGAAGCAACAGGAAAAACAAGAGAGGCUUUUGAAGGAAGUGGCAUUCACUCAAAGGAAAGCUAUUACUCAUGAAAUAGUCUGUAAGAGCGAUGAAAAUGAGGAGAAAAGUGGUCUGAAUUCCAGUCUUUCAAGCCAGAUGUUACCCAUAAAAAACCAUUUUCGUAAACAUGCCUCACAUUUUAAGAAAUUACACCUUAAUUCUGUUGUAAGCAGUCAUCAGAUGAUUAAUGAUAGUGAAAAACUCUAUGAAAACAAUGAGUGUGGAAACCACUCCCACAGCAUUCACCUUAUUCAGUUUACAAGAACUCAAACAGAAGAUAAAUCCUAUGAGUUUAGUGAUAGUAUUCAGUCUUUUAGUGAUAGUGAGCACUUAAGUAUGCAUGAGAAAAUACAUGCAAGAGGAAAGUCCUUUGAUUUUAAGGAAUGUGGACAAGUUUUGCAUCAUGGCCUAUGCCAUAAUGAACAAGAGAAAAUUCCUAUUGAAGAGAAUCAAUAUAAAUGUAAAUCUUCUCAGAGUUCAUCCCUUACUCAAAAUAUAAGAAAUCAUUCUGAAGAGAAGCCCUUUGAAUGUAAUCAGUGUGGGAAAUGCUUCAGCUGGAGCUCUCAUCUUGUUGCACAUCAGAGAACUCACACAGGGGAGAAACCUUAUGAAUGUAAUGAGUGUGGGAAGUCUUUCAGCCGGAGUUCUCACCUCGUUUCCCAUCAGAGAACUCAUACUGGGGAGAAACCAUACAGAUGUAAUCAGUGUGGGAAAUCCUUUAGCCAGAGUUAUGUCCUUGUUGUGCAUCAAAGAACUCAUACUGGGGAGAAACCUUAUGAAUGCAGUCAAUGUGGAAAGUCAUUCAGGCAGAGCUAUAAACUUAUUGCACAUCAAAGAACACAUACUGGAGAAAAGCCCUAUGAAUGCAAUCAGUGUGGAAAAUCAUUUAUCCAGAGCUAUAAACUUAUUGCACAUCAACGAAUACAUACUGGAGAAAAACCCUAUGAGUGCAAUCAAUGUGGAAAGUCCUUUAGUCAGAGUUAUAAACUUGUUGCCCAUCAAAGAACUCACACAGGAGAAAAACCCUUUGAAUGUAACCAGUGUGGAAAAUCUUUUAGCUGGAGCUCUCAGCUUGUUGCACAUCAAAGAACUCAUACUGGGGAGAAACCUUAUGAAUGUAAUGAGUGUGGGAAAUCUUUCAACCGCAGUUCUCACCUUGUUAUGCAUCAGAGGACCCAUACUGGAGAAAAACCCUACGAAUGUAAUCAAUGCGGGAAAUCCUUUAGCCAGAGUUAUGUUCUUGUUGUACAUCAGAGAACUCAUACUGGAGAAAAGCCCUAUGAAUGCAGUCAGUGUGGAAAAUCCUUCAGGCAGAGCUCAUGCCUUACUCAACAUCAGAGGACUCAUACUGGAGAGAAACCGUAUGAAUGUAAUCAGUGUGGAAAAACAUUCAGUUUGAGUGCUCGACUUAUUGUACAUCAAAGAACUCAUACUGGAGAGAAACCCUUCACAUGUAACCAGUGUGGGAAAGCUUUCAUUAACAGCUCUAAACUUAUUAGGCAUCAGGCAACACAUACUGAGGAGAAACCCUAUGACUGUAACUAGUUUGGAAAUCUUCACCCAGAGUAUAUUCCACUUUCUUUUGUAAGGGAGUAUAUCUGUUAGAAAGAAUUAGCAUAAAAAUUAUGUGGAAAGCUCUCAGUCCUCUGUUGUUUUGUGUCUGGAAAUUUAUCCUGAAGACACAAGGGAGAAACUGAAUCACAGCCUUAGCAAUUUCAUAUACAAAGUCAAACAUGGCCCGUGUGACAUGGUCCCACAAAAAUAGUAAAUGUGAGCACUUUUUCUUCCAGAAAACUGUCCAAUAUGAAUCUGAGAGAUUUACCUUUAAAUGGACAGUAUGCUAUGGAGUAAAGGCCGGUGAAGUAGACCUUUUUUUCCCCCAAUAAAGAGUAAAUGAGAAUGCUAACACUGCUAGACUUCUUGCUGGGAUUGGAAACUUGCUGAAGUUAUCAGAACUUAGAUUGGAAAACAGAAUUUCAAUGUAAGAUUUUAUGGCAUGAUUUCCCCAGUUAUUACUGUUUCAUAUGGCACUUUUUCUUGUGAUAAAACUCAUAAAUUUUGAGGAAAUGACUUUGACAUGAAGUUUAAAAUGCAGGACAAGAAUAUAGAACAUUCAUUUCUAGAAUUGUCAUGAUAUUCGUGUAUCAUGCCUUAGAAUUGAAAGGGAUUCUGGGUCUGUAUAUUUCAUUGUUACAGUUAUGCCUGGUUUUCUUUUUUGGGAUAUAUGAUAUUUUGAUAUAACAUAUAAUACAAGUAAAAAUUAGUCAAAAUCAAAAAAAGAAAUACAGAGAUUUCCAUCUCCUUUGUCUAACCACUUAAGAAAGAUUGCCAGAUAGCAAAGAUCCCUCAGGGUUUUGAGAUUUCUAUUUGGAUUCGAAUGAGCAGGUCACUCUUCAGACUUAGAUUCCCAGGGAUAUUCCUCACUGAAAAUAAAAGAUUUCUCUAGAAACGGGGAACUGGAAACUUCAACCAGAAAGGGUUUUCUGUGAGGGGUUGACAAUGCAUGGGCAGUGCAGAGGGCAAGGGAACUUUUCCCCGUAUUUUCAAACAAGCAUAAAGGAGUUCUAUUUUUAAGGUGCUUUUCCAUCCCCCUCUCAUGUAGUAUUGUCCUUUUAGGGAUAUAUCCCCUAAUGUGAGUGUCCUCUUAUUCUGGGAUGGCACUGCCCUGUCUAGAAAUUUGCAAGAAUGCUUUUUUAGUGAGGUAGGAUUUGUAGCUACUCAUUGCUUUUUACUUGUUUAUUUUCAUUUCUUUCAUAUUUGCUUAAAUGUCUUCCUGGUCUUUGUUCUUAAAUUAUAAAUUGUUAACAGUGUUACUUAAAAUUAUGUUGAGAGUUGAAUUCAGAGAGCAGAGAAUAGAGGUCAGUUUCCCUGAGCAAAGAGAUACUUAAUGUGGCACCCAUAGUUAAAUUCUCUCCCUGUGGAUGACCCUCAGUGGAGCCAUUUCUAGGAGGAUUAAGUCAGAGAGUGUAGCACACACAUGGCAGUGACUGAAAUUGUAUGGGGACUGUUAUGGAUAUUUGGAAAACUGGCUCCCCAUCCAAGAAAAUCUUUAACCCAUGAAUGCACAGAUAGAGGAACACCAGGGAUUCUUCAUACAAUGAUUUUUGAGGAGGACAGACAAUUGUGGGAAAUCUUAGUAUAGCAACAGGGCCUGAAUAAGCUUCCUCACCUCCCAGUUAUAGGUCAAAUCAAUGUCAGUGAUCUUCACUGAACAUGUCGAAAUCUUACUUUAAAGGCAAGGUGCCAUGGCUGUACAAAUGAGUAUGAAACUGGGCCUGCCUUGUGGUGCAAUAGGUUAGGUGUCAGCACUAUGAAGCUGCAGCAACUGCAGCAUGAGUUCAAACCCAGCCAGGGAGCUGGGCACAGCAGACCUCUCCUGUGUCACCUACUACUCCCCUCAGCAGUGUGUUUCAGUAGAUCUGUCUGUUCUGCUCCCCACUCUGUCUCUGGUGAAUCAUCUCUCUGGCCUGUACCCCAGUUCUUAUAUGCAUAAAUAAAUCUUAAAAAAAAUGAAUAUGGAACCAACUGGGCUAAGAAUUAGGGGCUCUAAAUAUUUCACUUUUGAAAAGUAACAUUGCAAAGUAACCUCUUCACUAAAUGUUGA
Messenger RNA from Talpa occidentalis (Iberian mole), 4255 nucleotides. RefSeq names its product zinc finger protein 180. Gene Ontology annotation, biological process: regulation of transcription by RNA polymerase II. The coding region runs from base 205 to 2196 and encodes 663 amino acids. The transcript is spliced from 5 exons. Gene Ontology annotation, molecular function: RNA polymerase II cis-regulatory region sequence-specific DNA binding; DNA-binding transcription factor activity, RNA polymerase II-specific. NCBI's taxonomy places the organism in Eukaryota, Metazoa, Chordata, Mammalia, Eulipotyphla, Talpidae. The record is from RefSeq and is a predicted model, not a curated record.